This is a messenger RNA of Mangifera indica (mango), 1232 nucleotides long. Its product is annotated as F-box protein AUF2-like. The coding region runs from base 128 to 1093 and encodes 321 amino acids. The transcript has a single exon. Lineage: Eukaryota; Viridiplantae; Streptophyta; Magnoliopsida; Sapindales; Anacardiaceae. Gene Ontology annotation, molecular function: protein binding. The record is from RefSeq and is a predicted model, not a curated record.
UUGUAUCGAUUCCACAGCCGGCACUCUUCCCAUUUCAACGGUCAAAUCCAAAUCCAAAUCCAAAUUAGUUUGCAAUUAAAAGGCACAGACACGUAGGGUUCUGGCGUUCACAAACGCAAAGAUCUAAAUGAUCGACGACGCCAAAAUGAACGGCUUUGAUGAGCUUCCGGACUCCCUCAUCCUUCUGAUCUUCAACUCGGUCGCCGACGUCAAGUCCCUGAUCCGCUGCCUUGCCGUCUCUAAACGUUUCAACGCACUCGUCCCGCAGACUGAAUCACUCACAUUAACAGUCGACCGAGUCAUCUCGCCCGACUCUGACUCCGAUUCACUCUUCGUCACCUUCCUUAAAAUCUUCUUCAAAUCUCUCCAUGACCUCUUAACCACCUCAAUCAAACCCCACAACCCGACCGGAACGCUGGUCCAGAACUCACCCGCCCAAAUUUUAACGAAGUUCGAUCGAGUCAGGAGUCUUAGGAUAGAGUUGCCCGCGGGUGAUCUAACUUCAGAUAAAGGCUUAUCUGUGAAAUGGAGGGCGGAGUUCGGUAGAAGCUUAAAGAGUUGCGUGAUAAUCGGGUUUAAGUCGGUUUCAACGGCAGCAACUAGCGAAACUCCAGGAGAAGGAGGUGAGAUGGACAUUGCUGGAGGAUUAAAGACCAGAGUGAUGUGGACAAUAAGCGCGUUAAUCGCGGCUUCAGCCAGGCACUUUAUGCUGGAAGAGGUGGUUAGAGAGCAUGAAGAGAUGGAGAGGUUAGUCCUAACUGAUAGAGAAGGCGAGGGUACAGUGGUGAUGGAUAAACAAGGGAUGAGAGAGUGUAGGUUAGGGGGGGAGCAUGUUAGGGAAGGGGAAUGUGAGAGGAGUCGGACGGUGGUGCCGAGUGUGAAAAUGCGGAUGAGACACGAACCAAAGCUGAUGCUCAAGGGCGGCGUUUGGGUGGAGGGCGCCACGCUUGUGGUGGUUAGGCCGAGUGAGGGGAAAGAUGACGUUGAUGACAGUGAACUAGCACUGGCGGCGUUUGGUGAUGGGAUUCAUAGAGAAGCUGCGCAGGAAUUGCUUAAGAGUAGGAGUUAUAUGUUAGAAAUGAACUCGUUUUGAUGUUGGAGGAGUUUAGUUUUGUUGGGUUUUCCUUUUGUUUUAGUAAUUUGUAACUACAGUUGGAUUGUAUGUAUAUAAUCUUGGUUCAAUAUCAUAAAUUCCUGUAACAAGGAUUGCCAUCUUCUGUUACUUUUUUCAA